Molecule: messenger RNA, 829 nt
Organism: Nicotiana tabacum (common tobacco)
Lineage: Eukaryota; Viridiplantae; Streptophyta; Magnoliopsida; Solanales; Solanaceae
Product: RNA polymerase II transcriptional coactivator KELP
Biological process (GO): positive regulation of transcription initiation by RNA polymerase II
Molecular function (GO): transcription coactivator activity; DNA binding
Source: RefSeq, a predicted model, not a curated record
GAAAAUUAGAAACCCUCGAGAAGUGAAACGAAGCGACAUAAAAACCUAAAUACAGUGUCUUUCCAACUACUUCCCAAAUUGAGCUAAAAUCCACCGCUGCAAAAUCUCUGCAACCUUUUGAAAUUCCAGAACAUUCUUAGAAAUGGAUUCAGAAACUUCGAACAAAAUCGAAGAAACAGUACUGGAAAUCCUGAAAUCCUGUAACCUGGACGAAGUUACGGAGCUCAAAAUCCGAAAAAUGGCCUCCGAAAAACUAGGGCUUGAACUAUCCGACCCGAUCCGAAAGGCAUUUGUACGGCAAGUCGUGGAGAAGUUCCUCGCCGAAGAACAAGCUAAAGCGGAGGCAAAUGAGGAAGAAGAAGAAGAGGAGGAGGAGGAAGAGGACGAUAAAAAGAAAAGCAGUGGCGCCGGUGAUAAAGAGUACGAUGACGACGGCGAUCUCAUCGUUUGCCGAUUGUCACAUAAGAGAAGAGUGACAAUUACUGAGUUUAGGGGAAAAACUCUGGUGUCGAUAAGAGAGUACUACAACAAAGAUGGCAAGGAGUUACCUACUUCUAAAGGCAUAAGCUUGACAGCUGAGCAAUGGGCAACAUUCAACAAGAAUAUUCCUGCAGUUGAGAAAGCUAUCAAGAAAAUGGAGUCAAGGUGUUAGUUUAUUUCCUCCUUUUUCCGUAACAUGCAGUAGUAGAUUGUAAUAUCUAAAGUACUUGAACAGUAGGAGACUUAUUUUUUAGCAUUACGCCUGCUUUUUUGGGUAUAUAGAUGUUAUCUGAUUAUAAGAAGUAGCUAGAUUUUGGAAAGACUAAAGAAAUUUUCUUAAAUUCCUUUA